CUACACCUGGACGUCUCGUCGAUCAUCUGGAAAACACCAAGGGAUUCAGCCUGCGCUCCCUCAAGUUUUUGGUGAUGGACGAAGCUGAUCGAAUUCUAAACAUGGAUUUCGAGAUUGAGGUCGAUAAAAUCCUCAAGUGCAUACCGAAGGAAAGAACAACAUACUUGUACUCAGCGACUAUGACAAAGAAGGUGAAGAAGCUGCAACGUGCGUCUGUGCGCAACGCCGUCAAAGUCGAGGUAUCCACAAAGUAUGGCACUGUGGAGAAGCUACAACAGUCAUACAUAUUUGUUCCCCAGAAGUUCAUGGAUUGCUACUUGGCUUUCAUCAUUAACGAACUGCACGGCAAUUCCUUCAUCAUCUUUUGCUGCACAUGUUCGAACACGACGCGGACUGCGUUGCUACUUCGCAAUCUCGGGUUCAGCGCCGUGCCACUUCAUGGUCAGAUGUCACAGCCCAAACGUUUGGGAGCCCUGAACAAGUUCAAGGCCAAGUCACACUCUAUCCUGGUAGCCACUGAUGUAGCCAGUCGUGGUCUGGACAUUCCACACGUCGACGUUGUCAUCAACUUCGACAUGCCAACCCACUCCAAGGACUAUAUUCAUCGUGUGGGUAGAACAGCCCGUGCUGGUCGUGCCGGUCGCGCUAUCAACUUUGUCUCCCAGUACGGCGUGGAACUGUUCAAGCGCAUCGAGGAGCUGAUUGGCAAGAAAAUGGACGCCUACCCGACCCAGGAAGCCGAAGUGCUGCUGAUGCAGGAGCGCGUGAUGGAAGCUCAGAGGAUAGCGCGCACGGAGGUGAAGGAGUUUGAGUCAAAGAAGAGGGAGCGCGAUGAUGACGAUGAGGCUUCCCAGGCUCCCUCAGCUAAGCUUGUCAAGCGUGCCUUCGACCAGCGAUCGAAGGGCAGAGGCAAAGGCGAUACGAAAGGAAGGGGCCGAGGGCGAGGACGGGGCCGAGGCCGAUAGGGCUAGACCGUCCACCGUUUUCUCUCUCUCUCUCUCUCUCUCUCUCUCUCUCUCUCUCUCUCUCUCUCUCCCUGCCUUUGCCGAAUGUGUUUGGCUGGCGUCUACUUUCUUUCCCCGUGAGUGUGUUAGGCUGGCCUGUGCUGGUAUUAUAGUUUGUACUCAUCAUCAAGCUACAUGAUAGUUCUAAUUUCUUCCAGUACGUUACAUCUCUUAGACAUGGCCCAGGGUCAACAUUUUGGUUGAUUCGGUUUUCUAUUUCUAAUGCAGUUCAGACACGAAUUUCAAUGUAGUGUUGGUAUUUGACACACAAAUGAAUUGCCUUGAAUGGAGUCUUCGCACCCUGAGAAUAGUGCAGUUUUGUGAGAGUACUCUUGGCUUUGGUUAUGCACAUGCUGUAAGCUUGUAAGCUAAAUCAUGCUGGGUGAUGCUGAGAUUUCAAUACUAUGUACAAGGGUUGGCACCCUGCCUGAAAGGAUUGGGCAGCUUUUUAGGCUUCCCGCCAGAUUCUUGUUGUUGUCCUGGAAACUUCUAUGUAAAUGUGACUUAUAGGCUGUUUUGUACCUAGUCUGAAGAGGGCCUAACUCUUAAUUGCGCUCACACAUCAUGCGGGGAGUCGUAAUAGCCUAAUCCCAAAUCAUCCUUUCCCGUACAUGGCAGCUAAUCGUCAAGCACCUAGUACCUUGUGAUGAGUCAAGAAUUAGUUUUGUUUUGCAUACUACUAGUAUUGAAAUCUCACUGAGCUUUCCUGAACCGAUAUUAAAUUUGAAUUUA
Sycon ciliatum is the source of this 1736-nucleotide messenger RNA. RefSeq names its product probable ATP-dependent RNA helicase DDX47. Gene Ontology annotation, molecular function: ATP binding; RNA helicase activity; nucleic acid binding. NCBI's taxonomy places the organism in Eukaryota, Metazoa, Porifera, Calcarea, Leucosolenida, Sycettidae. The record is from RefSeq and is a predicted model, not a curated record.